AUGGCCAUGCUCGUUCUGACUCCUCCGAUCGCCAUCUACAUGUGGUUCAUUAUGGCCAAAACGGACGGGUCAAUUUUUAAAUUCUGGCAAUUUUUGCAAAGCAAGGAAUCCAUGAUGGAUGGACUCCUGGAGGCCUGGCCGUCGCCGUUUUCCCCCAUUGCAUGGAAGAUCAUUGGCGCAUUCGCUGCUUUCGAAGCGAUUCUUCAGGUUCUCUUGCCUGGAAAGGAAUUUGUUGGACCCGUUUCACCAGCUGGUAACCGACCAAUCUAUUGGUGUAACGGAUUUCAAGCAUACAUGGUCUCCAUUGUCACAUACGUCUUCAUCUGGAGAGCCGGGUGGUUCAACCCAUCCCUCGUGUACGAUAACUUCGGCAGUAUCCUCUCCGCUCUCAACGUCGCCAGCCUACUCCUCUGCCUCUUUCUCUACGCCAAGGGUCACCUUGCUCCGUCGUCCUCCGACUGGGGGUCUUCUGGAAACUUUAUUCAGGACUUCUUCUGGGGCAUGGAGCUGUACCCGCGCAUUGGCAAGUACUUUGACAUCAAGACCUUCACCAACUGCCGCUUUGGCAUGAUGUCGUGGGCGCUGCUGGCCGUCACGUACGCCAUCAAGCAGGUGGAGGCGAACGGCCACGUAGCGGAUUCCAUGGUAGUGAGCGUGGCGCUCAUGCUCGUGUACAUCUCCAAGUUCUUCUACUGGGAGUCGGGCUACUGGAGCACUAUGGACAUCCAGCACGACCGCGCUGGCUACUACCUCUGCUGGGGCUGCAUGGUGUGGGUGCCCUGCAUCUACACCUCUCCCGCCCUCUACCUCGUCAACCACCCCCUGCACCUCGGCACCCCUGUCUCGCUGGCCAUGUUUCUGUGUGGCUGUGCGUGCAUUGCAAUCAAUUAUGACUCGGAUCGCCAACGGCAGCACUUCAGAUCCACACACGGCCGCUGCACCAUUUGGGGUCGCCCUCCUGCCAAGAUUGAAGCAGAGUACGUAACAGAGAAGGGCGAGCACAAGAAGAGCCUGCUGCUUGCGUCAGGAUGGUGGGGCCUCUCUCGCCACUUCCACUAUGUGCCGGAAAUCCUGGCUUCCUUCUUCUGGACCUUUCCAGCUCUCUUCAACAAUGGCAUUCAGUAUUUCUACUGCAUCUACCUCACACUCCUCCUAUUGGACCGAGCUGUCCGUGAUGACGUGCGCUGCAAGAAGAAGUAUGGCAAGUUCUGGGACAAGUACUGCAAGUUGGUACCUUACAAGGUGAUUCCAGGGAUCUACUAA
Messenger RNA from Closterium sp. Yama58-4, 1263 nucleotides. The record is from the annotation of a GenBank genome assembly. NCBI's taxonomy places the organism in Eukaryota, Viridiplantae, Streptophyta, Zygnematophyceae, Desmidiales, Closteriaceae.